Molecule: messenger RNA, 2351 nt
Organism: Synchiropus splendidus (mandarinfish)
Lineage: Eukaryota; Metazoa; Chordata; Actinopteri; Syngnathiformes; Callionymidae
Gene: orc3
Product: origin recognition complex, subunit 3
Exons: 20
Coding region: 95-2248 (717 amino acids)
Biological process (GO): DNA replication; DNA replication initiation
Cellular component (GO): nuclear origin of replication recognition complex; DNA replication preinitiation complex; nuclear pre-replicative complex
Molecular function (GO): DNA replication origin binding
Source: RefSeq, a predicted model, not a curated record
GCCAGAUCCGUUCGUCUGUGGUGAAGUGUCAACACCGUGUUCGGCUGCUGUGUUGUUUUUCACUUUAAAUUCCGGUCUAACGGCGGCCGCAGAAAUGUCUACGUCCUCCGUUUCCAAGGGUUGUUUUGUUUUCAAACCAACCGCUAAGAAGAGGAAGCCCUCGCCCGGCAUUGAGAACUACUUCAUCAACGGCUGUGAUGCUGCAGGAAACAGUCAAGAGCGGUUUAAGCUUUGUCACGAUCUCUGGACCAGCAUUAAAACAGACACUGAAUCCUUGCAGGAAGAGCUAAACAGAAAAAUCCUGGACAGUUUGCUGCAUUUCACUGGAAAAUGUUCCUCCACAAGGCAGCAGAGCGACUGGGCGUCUCGGAUGAGGGCGAGUGAGAUCCCAACAGCAGCUCUGGUGCUUGGUGUAAAUGUGCCUGACCACGACAUGACGUUCCAGAGCCUUUCCGACCUGCUCCAGCAGUCCGUCACUCCCCAUGUGGUGUCUCUACAGGCCAAAGAGUGUUCAGCUUUAAAACUUUUGAUGAGAAGGGUUUUGGAACGCAUCAUGGGUACGGCUGUCGCCGACGACGAGGAUGAGGAGGAAGUUGAGCAGAGUAGCGCCCCCCUCCACACCAGUGUUCACUGCUCUCUGGGCACACUGUGCAACUGGUAUAACUCUGUUACAAAGGUGUCCUCCACUCCUGGGAAGAAACGCAGCUCCUUGGCAAAGGACCGCCAGCAGCCACCUGUUGUAAUCAUCUUCAAAGAUUUUGAGGCUUUCAACCCAAAAGUUCUACAAGACUUCAUACUCAUCUGCAGCCGGUACGUCCAACAUCUUCCACUGAUGUUCAUCUUUGGUAUUGCGACUUCACCGAGCACCAUCCAGCACAUGCUGCCACAUUCAGUCUCCUCUCUGCUCUGCAUUGAGCUGUUCCAGUCCCUGUCUUGCACACAGCACCUGGCCACCGUCAUGGACAAGCUGAUCCUGACUUCACAGUUCCCCUUCAAACUCAACGGCAAGGUCCUCCAGGUUCUCGUGAGCAUCUUCCUCUACCAUGAUUUCUCAGUGAGAAACUUCAUCAAGGGCUUGCAGCUGGCGCUGCUGGAGCACUUCCACUCCGAACCUCUGAGUGUUCUUUGCUGCGAGAAGAAGGAGGCUCUCCUCAACGUGAAGCAGCUCGACUCUGACCAGUUGGAGCGAAUCAGACAGCUGCCGUCAUUUGUAAGGUUUUUAGAGACGCAGGACGCAGAGGAGCGAGAUGAUCUCCUGAAGAACGACGCUCAUCUGAAAGAGGUGGCUAGUAACAUGAUCAAGAGCCUCCAGAAGUACCACAAGAACUACUAUCCAGUGCUGCGAGUCCUCCACACUUUGACUUCAGCUUUACCCCGUUACCCGCUUGGGAAGCAGAUCAGGGAGCUGCACCUGAUCUGUCUGGAGAAGAAUGUGUGGGAGAACCAGGAUUAUCUGUCAGCCAUCAAGCUUCUGAAGAUGUUGGCUAAGGAGGAGCUGACCUCUCUGCUGCAGGGGUGCGCUGAGAUCCUGAGGUCCUCCAAGUCCAAGAAGAUGAAGAGCGCUCAGGCUCAGCUGGAAGAACUGGUCAACAAAUUUAAGGAGCUGGACGCUGCCGCUAUGGAUGCGCCCCAAGACGCCGACGAAGUUUUCACCUCUCCCAUCAAAAACCUCCAGAAAAAAACGGAUUUGUUCCAACUGAAGAAGGCGCUGCUGGAGAUGAAUGAGUCCAGGAGAUCUAAGAAGCAGUCUCCUUUCGAAACCCUGCGAAACGACACCGUCGAGUUUAUCGACAGCUUAGUGAAGACUCACCUGUCGCCCCCCGAGUCACAGACGCUCUUUGAAGUCUGCUACUACACUUCCUCUGCCUCCAUCAGACGCCAUCUUAACGCUACACCUCGCAUCUCCAUCCAGGCUGCGCUCACCAGUCCUUACUACUACCUCCAGAACGAGCGUCUCAAAGCCGAGGACGGCUCCGUCUCCAACUCUGCUCCUGAUAUCUGUAUCGCCUAUAAGCUCCACCUCGAGUGCGGCCGCUUGAUCAAUCUUUACGACUGGCUGGAGGCUUAUGCUACUGUGGUGUCAGCGGCUGAAGGUGUUGAUCCAGAAUCGGAAAACUUCGGGAAGGUGGAUGAAGUCAAACACGCUCGCUUCAUCAGGGCAGUGUCAGAACUGGAGUUUCUGGGUUUCAUCAAGUCCACCAAGGUGAAGACAGACCACGUGGCGCGGCUAACAUGGGGAGGCUGCUGAGGCAGAAGCCUUCACAAAUAGUGUUCUAGAUUUGACCCAUCAAUUAAAGAAUGUACUGCACUGGCUGUUUUGCGACUACAUUUGUGAUUCACCUAUUUAAAUU